UGGCAUAACAAUACGAGGAGUUUUCAUCGAAGGAACGAGGAACCACUUGAUGAAACUACAGCUGGAAUAAAAGUUGGAACUUUAUCAUUAUGGCUCAUCAGGAGAGCGCUCAAUUUGGGAAAGGAGAUUUUGUUCUCCUGGAUGAAAUUACUGAAGAUGCUUUCAUGGCGAAUUUGAAAAUGCGAUUCCAAAAGGGGCGCAUCUACACAUACAUCGGAGAAGUAGUGGUAUCCAUAAACCCAUACAGAACUGUCAACAUUUACGGAGAUGAGCAGGUUAAUGACUAUAGAGGGCGGGAGAUCUACGAACGGCCCCCUCAUAUAUUCGCCAUUGCAGACGCAGCGUACAAGUCAAUGAAGAGGAGAGCCAGGGACACAUGUAUUGUUAUAUCAGGUGAGAGUGGCUCAGGGAAGACAGAAGCCUCAAAGAUCAUCAUGAGAUACAUUGCAGCAGUCACAAAUGUGAGUCAACAAGCAGAGGUAGAGAGAGUAAAAAACAUCUUGAUCCAAUCCAAUGCUCUCCUGGAAGCAUUCGGGAAUGCCAAGACAAACAGGAAUGACAACUCCAGCCGCUUUGGCAAGUACAUGGAUAUCAACUUUGACUUCAAAGGAGAUCCUAUUGGCGGACACAUUAACAACUAUCUUCUAGAAAAGUCAAGAGUUAUACACCAGCAGAAAGGAGAGAGGAACUUUCAUUCGUUCUACCAGCUUCUAGUAGGAUGCACGGAACAGAUGCUGAAGGAAUUCAAGCUGAAGAGGGAUCCUAAAGCCUUCUUCUACAUCAAUCAGGGAAAUGGCGCAACAGAGAGGGAGCUACCAGAGGCUAAAGGUUCACAAGCAGGACAUGAUAGGAGGGACUACAAGGCAGCUCAAGAAGCAAUGAGGGAUCUUGGCUUCACCCCAGAAGAGCAAAAGACUGUCUGGACAAUGGUAGCUGCCAUUAUGCAUCUGGGUGAGGUGCAAUUUGAGCCUGACAAAGAUGAAGGAUCCAAGGUCCAAAACAAGGAUGCCAUCAAGACGCUCGCGACCCUGCUCAAGGUCAGCAAAGACGACCUCACCACCGCGUUAUGCUUCCGGGUCGUUGCUGCAGGGUCAAACGAGGUCGUGCACAAAGGUCACACCAAGGAUCAGGCCUACUACGGAAGGGAUGCUUUUGCCAAGGCAAUGUAUGAACGCCUCUUCACAUGGAUCGUGGGUAAGGUGAACAAUGCCAUUGAAGUCAAAGGUACAGUGAAGGAUCAUGGGAAGGAGACGGUCAUCGGUGUGCUGGACAUCUACGGCUUUGAGAUAUUUGAUGACAACAGCUUUGAGCAGUUCUGCAUUAACUACUGCAAUGAGAAGCUUCAGCAGCUCUUCAUAGAGCUCGUCCUGAAGCAGGAGCAGGAGGAGUACCAGCGGGAAGGCAUCGAGUGGACCAAGGUGGAAUACUUCAACAACUGCAUCAUCUGUGACCUGGUGGAGGAGCAACACAAGGGGGUCAUCGCGAUCCUCGACGAGGCCUGCUUGAACGUUGGGAAGAUCACCGAUGCCAUCUUUUUGGAUGCUAUGAACAAGAAACUCUCCUCCCAUCCUCACUUCACAAGUAGAGCUCCAGCCAGAGAGAAGAGCCUUGAACACGGGAAGAACUUCAUGAUCAAGCAUUAUGCUGGUGAUGUCACCUAUGAUGUGACUGGUUUCAUGGACAAGAACAAGGACACCCUCUUCCAGGAUUUCAAACGUCUUCUCUUCUCCAGUCAGAACGCAACAAUCUCAUCAAUGUGGCCUGAAGGUCAGCAGAAAGUCACUGCUGUAACCAAGCGACCUCCCACAGCUGGUACAGUCUUCAAGAACUCCAUGAUAGAACUAGUUAAAAACCUGGCCUCAAAGGAGCCAUACUACGUGAGGUGCAUCAAACCCAACGAAGAGAAAUCACCACUACUCUUUGAGGAUGUUCGAUGUCUACAUCAAGUCAGGUAUCUGGGACUGUUGGAGAACGUCCGUGUGAGGAGGGCAGGCUUCGCUUCCAGACAGCACUACCAGCGAUUUCUUCUCAGGUAUAAGAUGUUAUCAGGCUACACCUGGCCUAACUUCCGAGGGGGAGACGACAAGCUCGGGGUCCAGACCCUGGUCAGUGAACUCCAGCUGGACCAUGAUGUCAAGUACGGCAAGACAAAGAUUUUCAUCAGAACCCCAAGGACGAUAGUCCAGCUCGAGGAGGCCAGGACCAGGUUACUUCCAGCUCUAGCGACAUUCCUGCAAAAGCUUUGGAGAGGCACCCUGGCCAGGUGGCGAGUCAAGAAGAUCCGAGCCAUCUACCUGAUUAUGAGUGCUUACAAGCGCUACGUCAGGAGGUCCUACAUGAACAAGGUCAAGGCUACGUUUGGUCGGGUCAAGCAGAAGAGGGAUUAUGGGAGGAGUCUGGAAUGGCCGGAGCCUCACAGGUGGAUGAGGCCCCUUUCCAAGUUGCUACAGAAGUCACAUAGGAGAUGGGUAGCUGCUCAGAUCCUAAGAAACAUCCCCAGAGAGGAAUGGCCAGAGGUCAGACUAAAGUCAGCUGCACAGUCGGCCUUAGCAGGUCGAAGGUCAAAUUGGGGUCACCAAAGGAGGUGGAAGGGAGAUUAUCUCUCCUCUAUGGAUGAGAAUUUUCAAUCAUCGGUGUAUGUAGCAAUGAUAGGACAACUCAAAACCAAAGACAGGUUCAAGAAUGUACUCUUCUCAUCAAAAAUACUCAAGGUUAACAAGCAUAACAAGUUUGCAGAGAGGGCGCUUGUCGUCACCGAUCAGUUCAUCUACAAACUGGAUCCCAAGAAGAAUUUCAAACUCAUGAGACCGGGAACUCCUGUUUCAGAGGUUACGGGAGUGAGCGUGACCCCCGGUAGAGAUCAGCUGAUCAUAGUCCAUCUAUCAGGUGACAAUGACAUCGUCGUGUGCCUUACCAAUGAUGCCAGAGAGAACAGAGUCCCUGAACUUGUUGGCAUCCUGGAAGACACGUGGGUGGGCACUCGUAAACGAGAGAUCCGGACCAUCGUCAGCAACAACCUGCAGUGCCAGCUGGGAAAGAAGCAGCGGAAGAUCCGCGUCCAACCGACUGGUGUUGACGAACCAGUCUUCCAAAGAGAUCACCAUGACUUCAUCCUACAAUGGCCCAGCAUCGAGAGCUGAGAGUACUGCUGACCUAGACCUUGGAGGCCUUCUCAUACUGAUCCAGCCCAGGUAACCUGCCCCAAAGCUUAUCAACUUGUCCUGAAAGUGAUCCCAUAAAACAGUUCUGACUACUCUUACUACUGCCGCACUACCGAUACGACCCCUGUUUACAGCGAGUCAGCGCAAGUCUGAAGAAGCCAGCAGAAAGAAGCUGGCGAUACAUGUAGCUGACAAGGUAAAAACCAAUUUGAUUGUGAAAAGAUGAAAACUUGUUUUAUAUGAGUUUUACCCAUCAGAUGAAUCUCUUACGUAGUUCCAACUCCUGUUUGGGUACAUGUUAGGUGUGAGCAGUCUUUGAGAAUCGUUAUACAAACACUUUUUUUUAACACUACGUCCUGGAGCUGGGGAGCGUUUCAUGAAUGGGUUUUGCCAGUGAUUUUCACUGAGAUAUAUUAUAAGCUACAUUUACUGCGAAUCUUUAUAAUAAUAAUAAUGGUAUAGUUACCCAGGGUAGCCACUUCAGUUCAGUUUCUCCCGGCUGGCCCUGCUGUUAUUAUUACCCCAGCUAAGCUAGGCUACCUAUCUCUGCAGCCUAUUGGCUGAUAACAAAUCAAUUAGUGAAAGUUAUUGACAAAGCUUACCAUGAAGUGUUUUUCCUGGAGAAAUGUUUUAAGCUACUGCAAAUACUUGCAUCUGAUUGGCUGGUUACAAACAAGUCGGUGAAAAUCAUUGACAAAAUAUUCCAUGAAACCUUUUCCCUGGUCCAUUUUGUGGCCCUAACCAUUUUCAAAGUGCAGGGCUUUUAUUCUGAAAUCCUGAUGGCCUUUUAUUAUCUAGUGCGUUAUGAAGCCAAACUUGUGUAUUAAGGACAUGCAACCAAAUGAAACUGUUUACAAAAUGAAAGAUGAAGACUGGUUCUGCAACAAACCUUGCUGUUUUACUGGAUCAAUGUAGCAUUCAACGAGGCAUUACCCUGUUGGCUUACUCCCUUGGAACAACCUAGAGUUAUUUUAACUCUCUAUUUUUUUUCUCUCUCAUUGUAAUCAAUGUGUAGAAUUAACUUCCCUAUAAGAGAUAUAUGAAUAUAUUUACAUUUCUAUUUUAUUUUUCUUAAAAUAUCAUUCAGUGGAAUGGUACAUGUAGCUAUGCGAAUCUUUUACUACUCAAUGCCUUAUCGAUUCUGGAAGCGCCAUGGUUUAGUGGUUCUGACACUUGCAUUUUAAUCAGAGGGUCAUGUGUUUGAGUCCCAUCAUGGCCUUAUGUCCUUUGGCAGGGCAUCAAUCCACAAGUGCCGAUGUAUUUUAAUUAGCAUUUGAGUGUGGAAACUCUUAUCGGAAUGCUCCUCAGGGUGCGGAGUGUGUAUAUGUAAUCAUGCAAUGAUUUAAUAUGAAAAGUGCUUAAAUAACUUGUUCCAGUAUAUCAAGCGGAAUAUUGAUAAUGGUAUUUCGUUGAAACAGCUGAGAGGUGUGUCUUUACAUUGUACAUAAAGAUGGUAAUAUUUUUUUUUCCAUAUUUGGACAUGAAAACAACUCUUUCAUAUACCAUGGACAUGGAAUUAUUUAUGAAUAAGAUGUACUUAAGCAGACAUUCCAAAAACCAGUGUGUAAGAAAAGAUUUUUGACUGUACACGAAUUAUGUAUACAUGUAAUUGAGGGAUUUUAUUUGAUAAGAAUUAGGAGAGUAUGACAUUUGCAUUUGAUUUAUGGAAUAAUUAAAUAAUUUGAUUUUUAUCUUUAAUCUGUUAUUGACUUUUAAAUGGUGAUAUGGAUCUUAAGCAACUGAUUGACCUGAACCUAUCACAUAGCCAGUCAUGUAUUGUAGAUAAAAGGAGAAUUUGGUCAUGACUAUUAAAAUUGGCUAGUUCUUAUGACUGUUAUCAAAUUUGUAAGGAGGAUGGCUUAUCAAAUAUGAAGGAUCCUCAUCGCUAUCUGUUAGAACAUUAGUUUUAUACACAUCAUUGUGUUAGAGCAUUAGAAUAACUACACACAUUUGUUUACAUUGAAACAGUCCAGACACCCUUGGCUAUGCCUUGGGCAUGUUGGAACUGUACCAAUAGUACCUUGUGUGUGUAAUUCUUACAAGUGCGCUCAAUGAUUUGUUCUAUUUGUGUUAAUCAACGUUGCAAAUUAACUACUGCCUUCUGCAUGUAUGUGAGUAAAGUUUAUGAAGUGCAAUACAUGUGCCAAUGAUAUCUACAUGUACCACAGUAAUUACAAGUAAGUUUUCUUUUGUUAUUUUUCCCCCAAUUACGUUACAUGCAUGUGAAAACGUUUGACCACCUUGCUUAAUUUUGUAAUUUCAAAUGUUAUGAAUGAUGUACAUGUAUGCACACAUUUAAUUCCAAUCAAAUUUCAAUCAUUGCACAAAUUGAUGUGUUUGGACCAACAAACUAUACCAGAUUGUCUAUGCAAAUCAUUCCUGUGAUCAGUGGCAGACCGUGACCCGGAGGAGACAUAGUGUCGGAGAGGCACAGCAUUGUUCACAAACAAUACAGUGCCCCUCCAAUCAGUGUCUCCUCCGGGUCAUGGUCCGCCACUGCCUGUGAUAUGUUGUAAAACUAAUUAAUGUUGUAAAACUAAUUGACAUUGUAAAAGUAAUUGAUAUUGUAAAACUAAUUAAUGCAUUUGUUGUCUAUUUUUUGCUAAUUAUACUAGUCUUUCUUCAAUUUGAAACCUUGUAUUGUUAUAAGAUAAAAGAAAUUUUAUUUUGGACCAUUAUGAUUAUAGGAUAUUCUUUCUUGUGAUAUUUUUUAACCUUGCAUUGUAACAGGAUAAAAGAGAUUUUAUUUUGAAAUGUUAUGAUUAUAGGAUAUUCUUUCUUGUGAUAUUUUUGAACCUUGCAUUGUAACAGGAUAAAAGAGAUUUUAUUUUGAAAUGUUAUGAUUAUAGGAUAUUCUUUCUUGUGAUAUUUUUGAACCUUGCAUUAUAACAGGAUAAAAGAGAUUUUAUUUUGAAAUGUUAUGAUUAUAGGAUAUUCUUUCUCCAAUGUGUGCUAAAUUAAGGCAUCUUGUCAAAAUCUGUGACAUGUCUUUUGACAGGAAUACUGCAAUGAAGGCACUAUGCGUCUUUUCAUAGCGGCUUUCUUGCAUUCCUCAUCAUUUUGUCUAUGAUGCAAUGUGAGGAUUGCUGAUGCAAGGCCGCUUGCGGGUUGCCCGUUGGAAAAACACUGCUUUGACUUUUGACCAGGAGUCCCGUCUUACAGAGAGUUGCGAUUGAUCCAAUCAAUCGCAACUAUGGAAAGCCAGCAACAACAACAUCUAAAAUACAUGUUUGUUCAAAAUGUUUUCUAGAAAUGACGUAUAUUCAUACAUUCACUGCUUUCUUGAUAAAUCAGUAUGCUUCCCUUUGUUUUCAAUCGACAUUGAACAAAUUUCCUAAGGAAAAAAUUUUGACAAUGAUGGAUUUCCAUACAUUUGAGAUUGAUUGGAUCAAUUAACUCUUUGUAAGAUGGGGCCCUUUGAGCCUACAGAUAAUGUUUGUUCAAAUUGUUACCUUUGAAUUAUACUUACAUACGUGUAACUAGUAUCAUCAUAAGUUAGACCAAGCUCGUUUUGAAAGUAUCUGAAUUGUGUGUGAAUUUGCAGACUUUACAUACAUCGAGUUUGGCAUGAUAUUUCUGCAUACCGUACAUUUUAGUUUCAAAUUUAUUGUACAAUUAAUUAUAUUUCUGCUUCUCAUUUACCCUGAAUCUAUUUAUUUUCAUCUCUCCAUGAUUUUUUCUUUUUAUAUAGACGUUUUCAUUUUAUAGAUAAUGUUUUUUUUCAUUUCCGACAAACAUUGUGAUACAUGUACUCAAAUUAUUCCGAGACAAAUAAGAAAACCAAUAUCAUGCAUAUUCUGUGGUACAAUUUUUUUUCUUUGCAUGGUCAUCGCUUCUGGAGCUCCACGUACAAAUUAUAUGGGAAGUACAGAAUUGGGUAGUCAUGUUAGCAUUACCUCUCUUCCUAGCCUCACUUUUGAGUUUAUAUACAAUACUUUGGGCCAGUAUUGAGCAUGUCAAACAAAAGUUUAUAUAUGUGAAAUAUGUGCAGAGGUUUGCAUAGCCUAAUGACUUCAGGUAUGAUUCCACUAAUGAUACAAUAAAUACAUGCUACAUGUAUUAUGUCGUCAAAUUUCUCUGAAAAGUUUUAGACUAUUUAUAUGUUGUUUUUUUUUAUCAUGGAGGUUAUUCAGAGAUAUAACUACACAGAGGGAUGUGUAUUUUUUAAGUUGAUAGUUCAUCUUUUGGUUGAUAGUCAAUGCUAGAAAUAUUUCUGUCACUGAAAUCGUAUCAUUGACUGAGUCGUCCAACCGAGUCGAGGUCAAGAUGAUUUCGGUAUACAGGUAAUAUUACUGGGGCUUUUGUUACAAAGAGUUGCGAUUGAUCCACCCACUCUCGGCUAUAGAAAAUCAGCAAUACUAGGCAUUGUGGCUCAGUGGGAGAGUACCCGUACAGUAAUUGCAAUUGAUAUUAUCGUAUUGCUAUGUAAUCCAUAAUUAUACAUCCAGUAGUGUACGCAGGGGGUGAGGGUGGUUACAAGGGUUCAAACCCGACCCCCCCCCCCUUAAUUUCUUUUUAUACCCCCCCCCUCCAUUUUU
Lytechinus variegatus (green sea urchin) is the source of this 7699-nucleotide messenger RNA. Its product is annotated as unconventional myosin-Id-like. Gene Ontology annotation, molecular function: actin filament binding; microfilament motor activity; ATP binding. Gene Ontology annotation, cellular component: actin cytoskeleton; cytoplasm; microvillus. NCBI's taxonomy places the organism in Eukaryota, Metazoa, Echinodermata, Echinoidea, Temnopleuroida, Toxopneustidae. Gene Ontology annotation, biological process: vesicle transport along actin filament; actin filament organization. The record is from RefSeq and is a predicted model, not a curated record.